Messenger RNA from Bombyx mori (domestic silkworm), 3656 nucleotides. RefSeq names its product epoxide hydrolase 4. Bases 581 to 1657 code for a protein of 358 amino acids. Gene Ontology annotation, molecular function: hydrolase activity. The record is from RefSeq and is a predicted model, not a curated record. The transcript has 6 exons. NCBI's taxonomy places the organism in Eukaryota, Metazoa, Arthropoda, Insecta, Lepidoptera, Bombycidae.
CGAGUUUUGUUUUUUUUCUGCCCUUGUAUCACAGCUAUUUUUAGUAUAUAUUUUUUGUACGAUUUCGAAAUAAUUUGAGGUAAAUUCUAUAAUUCUUGACUACAAUAAGUUAUUAUAGGUACCCCACACAGCUGUGGGAUUACAAAAAAGUAAUUUAGUACACAUCCCCUUUUCUUUACACUACGAGGUUUAACUGAAUAUUCGAUUGGGUCAAAUUUAUGAAGACUCGUGGAAUUAAUUUUACAAAUUUACAAGUGAGGCAAUGUGUUCCUGUAUUACACUUGUCAGAUGUCAAUGUCUUGUUUUGAUAACAGAAUAUAACCGCUUUCUUCAUCGAACUAAGGUAAACCUGGGUAAACCUUAAUCUACCUAGUUUAAAGUUCGAUCACUACGCCAUAGAUAAUACCCACAUUAAACACUUAUUAUUUAAGUGCACUACGCUCUCUGAAGUUCGAUAAAAAUAGAUAAGAAUGCAUUGUACGAGCCGUACAUAACAUUAUAUCGUAGACCUUUGAGCUUAUUAUACGGCUCAACGUGAUUAUUGUGUAAAUUCAUGUAAAUAAAAUAAACUUCAUGAAAUAUGAGUGCGAAAAACGAUGUUUUGCAAGUGGUCAGUGGCUGGGACACUGUGGAAUUAGUGCUGAAAUGUUUGUUCCUUGGAAUGUGGCAAAUUUUGAAAAUCCUAGUCAAAAACUUAUGGAAAGGUCACCGCAGAAAAUUGUCAAAGAAUUUUCCACCGGUUGAGAUGUCAGUGGACGCUAGUGUGGGGACGCACUGCCAUAUCAAAAUAAUGGGAGUAAAAUAUCACUACGUAGAAACAGGCCCUAAAUCGGGGCAAAUGAUCCUUAUUCUCUGCGAUGCCCCGGAGACCACCGACCUUUGGGCUCCGAACUGGUCGAGCAUGGUCCAGACCCUAACAGAUCAUGGCUAUCACAUAAUAACUUUAGACCUCCGAGGGACUGGCGGCAGUGAGGGAGGGAGCCGAAGAGAACUGUCACCACCGAGGGCUGUUGAGGAGCUAUCCAAUCUGAUGGAAGCUUUAGGGGCGUCUCCGAAGAAGCCUGCCAUUGUGAUUGGCUUUGGAAUUGGAGGGAUGCUAACUUGGUACUUAGCGCACUGCUAUGGCCCGAUGGUCAGUAAGUUCGCGGUCAUAGAAGCGCCCCAUCCUAAUUUAUAUUGGGAAUUCCCACCAGCCAAGUUCUGCCGAGAAGCCCUCCAUUUCAUCCAGUGGCCCUAUUUUCCCGAGCAAUGGUUGGCGGAGGGCGAACUGUGUGAGGGAGAAAACGGACGCUGGCUCAACUCGCGGGCCCGCGACUGGAGGGGACCACUCAAUUAUAUAAGAGGCGCUGCUUGGUGGCGGAUAUCGUCUGAAGCCCGCGUGGACGCCGCGGCACUGCUGGUCGGGGAGCAACACUCCGCCGCCAUGCUGGUCAGAAGUGCCGCGCACUGCACCCGACCGGCCCUACGUCUGCUGCCUCAUCUGCACCCCGCCCUGCCCGGUUUAUUACUCGAAUUUCUGAUAGAAAAGGACACGAUGAAAUCGAAUCCAGAAGAAGUCCCUAAGAGUCUGAUGGGUCGCGUCCUGGGAGCGGUGGCCGAACGCGCGAGGCUCGUGUUGCCGCCGCACGCCGUGCACCUGUCAGCUGUCAAUUCGUAAUGACAGCUUGUCAAUAGUAACAAACUUCAAGUUCAUUAAAGGAGUAUGUAAAUGAGUUUCAUUUACCUUCACAAAAUAUAAGGUCUGUUUGCCGGAUUAUAGUUGAUAUUUUAGAUUAAGAGUAUUACAUUCCAAUUAAAAGUAACUGUAUGUUCCUAGUAUGUAUCUUCAGUUUAAUCCAAAAAAAUUAAAGCCUUUUAACUUAACAAAACAAUCGCCUAAUAUUGUCAAAUUCCAACAUUGUUCAUUGGCUUAGUUUUUUUUUUUUUAUUGUAUCGUUUGAUAGUGUAAUCUCUAUUUCAAAUAAUCGAAAUUCAAACUCGUUUUGCAAAAUGAUAUCGAUGUUUUUUAAAAAAUGAAUUAAAAUAAUGUUGACCUCUUGGGGCUUUUAUGUAGUGAUAUUGAUUUAGAUUUGAAUUUUCAUAAUCGUUACGCACGCAUCAUCACAAUUAUUUUUUACAGAAUGGAGAUUUUUGAAUCUCUCCUUUUUUAAUAAUUCAAACAACUUUCAUUAGUGCAAACUUCGCAAAUGAUGUUGAUUUUUUUUACGAUUUUUACUAGAAAGUGAAGCUAUUGGCUUAUUAUUGUUAUUAUGAAUAGGAUUGAGAUUAGAUUUGGGGCAGCAAGCAUACCGGCAGCCACUUCCAACAGGAAGUCACAGGCUGUAGCGAACUAAAGUACAGUACCCGACGAUAAAUAUUGCACAUCGACCUUUGGAAAGAGACAAUCGGCUAAUGUCGGCUUCGUAGAGCGCUAUCUCUGUCAUACGAACCUCUAACAAUCCGACGCACUCCACCGCUUAAACAACACCUGACAAACGUCGCCUAGGCAGUAUGUGACCGAAAUUAGCCGAUUGUCUCUUUCCAAAGGUCGAUGUGCAAUAUUUAUCGGCGGGUACUGUAUCUCGCAGUUUUGUCAAGCGUCUCGCAGUGCCGGGUGCGAGCGAGACAGGGAGCCGCGAAGAGCGAGAUGCUAUGAUUUCGCGCAGUACUGUAUGGUUGUUUUGUUUGCGGUUUGCGAAGGAAAACAGCUGAAUGCAACACGGCGCUGCAGUCAGUACUAUACUAUACUCAACGAGACUAUCUAUCAAUUAAUAAGGCAUUGCGUUUAGAUUCACAAAUUUUAAGAUCCGUUCACAGGCGUUUUUAAUUCAAUUUAAGUUGUUGGUCAUAUUCUACGUAUACUCAUAAGUAGAAAUUUGGUCUCUUCAAAGCAUUUCUUUUUUCCUCCCUAUGCUGGUAGGUUUGAUAGGCUAUUUCAGCUUCUUCUUGACGUGUAGGUGAGCUCACGGGGCUCAAAGAGCAGUGCUUCGCAGAAUCUACCACCGGAUCGGAAACGCGACCCACUGAGAAGAUCCGGCGAGAAACUCAGUGGGCUGUGUCUGUUGGUUAAUUUACUCGUCGAGCACUUGGUCGCAAGCGACGGGUUCGGCGAGAGCGGUGACCGGUGCUUGAGGUACCUAAAAGCACCGUUAAUUGAUCGGGAGAAUCCGUUACGACGUGCUUAGGGCGACGUCGACUGCUUACCAUUCGAUCCACAGGAUCAGGUAUGAAAAAUACUGUUGGUACGUGUGCAUAACGCGUGUGGCGGUGAGUCUUGCCAGAGUCGGAACAGCCGUCCCUUCCAAUACCACACCAAAGCCCUUUUGCGUUCUACUUCUGCGAUACAUGGAAUCAUAGAUACAUCUCAUAUCUCUAGAUGAAGUGUCUAUGGGCUGUGCUGCCCACUCAACACAAAAUGAGCUAUAAAUUAGUUCCCACAUACGAAUUUCAACAAGAAUCUUGUUUCGCGGACGGACAUUUCUAAACAAGAUCUAUGCGCUACGCUUACUGCCCAAUGUCUAAAAUCUCAAUCCUCUUAAUUAGAUUACAAUAAAAUAGAUUAGUUUAUAACAUUUUUAUAUAUUCUUUAUAAGUUUAGUCCAUAACUUCUAACGAAUUUAUAUAUUUUUAACUAUAUAAUAAGUUCCUAAUAAAAAUAAAUAAAUGCAUUAAGUAAC